GAAGCCGCGGGCUGCGCAUGCUCGGUUCCCAGCGGGCCUCCCGGUCUUCCGGUAGCCGCCACCGCGUCCCCGGCCUAGAGCGUCACCAACGCACGGAGAAGCCGCGGGCUGCGCAUGCUCGGUCCCCAGCGCGGGCCUAUCUCCCGGAGCUGCGGCGGCGCGAGGUGCGGCCUUGGGGGCUGCGGGUGGCGGCCGACGGACAGGAGCGUGUUUAGAGAGGACCCAGGAAAGAUACGGGCAGUGGCAGGUAGACUGGAGGAGGGUACACUGACGCUGAAGUACUAUGAGCUUUCAGAACUUCUGGAAAGACUACAAAGUUCUAGUUGUUAUGGUACCUCUGAUUGGGUUCAUACAUUUGGGGUGGCACAGGAUCAAAAGCAGCCCUGUUUUCCAAAUUCCUAGUAAGGACAACCUCUCUGAACCAGGCAGUCUGGCUCUUACAAGUCCUAAGAAGAACCACCUCCCAGGGAAGUAGCAGGCUGGCAAGUUUCAGAAAGAAGCAGCUCUGAGUCAGAGCUUGAUCUAGAAAGAAGAGAUGAAAAAUAGCAGUUGGAUCAGAAAGAACUGGCUUCUUGUAGCUGUGGUUUCCUUCAUAGGUGUCCAUCUUGGAACGUAUUUUAUACAGAGGGCUGCAAAACAGUCUGUAAAGUCUCAGCCUGAAGGCAAACAAAGGAAUUUGAAUAAUGAAGUAAAAUAAAUAUUUGGAAUUACUAAAAUGUCAUUAUAUCAAUCAUUAUGUGCCGAUUAGCUUCAUAAGCAUGGAGCUCAGUAUUUAAUUUUAUAGCCACAAUGCUGUAAAUCCGAACUCUUGAUUCCUGAAAAAUAAUCUUGUUAAAUGUUAAAAACCCACGACAAUACAAUGAAUAGAAAACUCUGGUUAACAAAAUAAAAACUUUCUUCACAAAUUACCUUGCAGUAACAUGUCUCGUUUAGAAGCUAAAAAGCCCUCGAUCUGCAGAAGUGAGCCCCUGACAGGCGAGCGCACCAGGGCCAGCCUGGCAGCCUUGAGGGGCCUCGUCACGUCGUGCUACGGCCCGGCGGGCAGGCUGAAGCAGCUGCACAACGGCCGGGGCGGCUCCGUGGUGACCACGUCCCAGUCGGCCGCCCUCCUCGCCGGCCUGCCCGUCAGCCACCCCGUGUUAAAGGUCCUGACGGCCGCCGUGCGCAAUCACGUGGCCUGCUUCAGCGAUGGCGGCUUAUUCACAGCCAUUCUUUGCUGCAACCUUGUCGAAAAUGUUCAGAGACUAGGCUUGACACCCACCACGGUUAUUAAGUUAAAUAAGCAUCUUUUGAGCCUCUGCACCAGUUACUUGAAAUCUGAGGUCUGUGCUUGCCGAAUCCCGGUCGACUUUAGUAGUACCCAGAUCCUCCUGAGUUUGGUACGCAGCAUAUUAACAAGUAAACCUGCCUGCAUGCUCAUCGCAAAGGAAGUUGACCAUAUCAGUACUCUGAUUCUGAGAGCCUUUCUGCUUACAAUUCCAGAGAAUGCCCAAGAGCACAUCAUUUUAGGAAAGAGUAUAAUUGUUCCUUUAAAAGGGCAAAGGGUUAUAGAUUCUGCUGUGUUACCUGGAAUACUAAUUGAAGUAUCAGAAGUUCAAUUGAUGAAGAUACUACCUAUCAAAAAAUCAGAUUCCUUCAAGGUGGCACUCUUUGGUGUGUCUUUAUCCGGAGACCUUUCUGAUACUGGAGAAGGAACACUGUUGGUCAGUUACGGAGUUUCUCUUGAAAAUGCAGCUCUAGACCAGUUGUUUAACCUAGGAAAACAGCUAGUUAGUGACCAUGUAGAUCUUGUCUUGUGUCAAAAAGUUAUACACCCAUCUUUGAAACAGUUUCUCAGAACUCAUCAUGUUAUUGCUGUAGACAGAAUUGGAGUGUCUCUGAUGGAACCCCUGAGUAAAGUGACAGGAGCUUGGCCUAUUGGUUCCUUGGGCUCAAUCUCUCCCAGUAGUUAUGGAAGUAUAAAAGAUUUGUGCAUUGCAAAGUUUGGCUGCAAACAUUUUUUUCAUCUUAUUCCUAACAAAACAACCAUCUGUAGCCUGCUUCUCUGCAACAGAAAUGACACAGCCUGGGAUGAGCUGAAGCUCACGUGUCAAACAGCACUGCAUGCUUUGCAGUUAACAAUCAAGGACCCGUACGUUUUGUUGGGAGGUGGCUGUACUGAAACUCAUUUGGUGGCAUAUAUCAGACACAAGACCCGUAAUGAGCCAGAAAGCGUUCUUCAAGAUGAGAGAUGCUCUCAGACAGAACUCCAGCUGAUCACUGAUGCAUUCUGCAGUGCUCUUGAAUCUCUCGCUGGCUCUUUAGAGCACGACGGAGGUGAAAUUCUUACCGAUAGCAAAUAUGGACACUUCUGGUCGGUUCAGGCCAAUUUGCCUUCUGCUGUGAACUGGCCAGAUUUGCUUUCCAGAUGUGGCUGUGGACUCUACAGCAGCCAGGAAGAACUCAGCUGGUCCUUCCUAAGAAGCGUUCGUCAUCCCUUCCCACCGCAAACCUGCCUUUCCUGUGAAGCCACAGGCUCGGCCAGCACCCUGACCUUGGACUGCUUUACCGCGAAGCUUAGUGGCCUGCAGGUGGCUGUGGAGACUGCUAGUUUGAUUUUGGAUCUUUCAUGUGUCAUUGAAGAUACAAACUGAUAUAAUGUUAUCUUACAAAAAGAAAAACUAGUAUUGAGUUUAUAUGUUCUCUUUGAAAGGCCUGUUCUCCAUAUUGAGAUUGAUGAUUCAUAAAAUCAUAGAUUUACUUAUUUAAGGAAAAAAGAGUUGAUUCUUGAAUAGAAAUACUAUAGAAUAAUAAAAAUAUGAAGCAUUAUUGAAAAUAUGGUAAUUCUGUCAGUGAGUUCAUAGAUACUGCUGUAGAUUGUAAUAAGUUUCUGUUCUCGUUAUUUUGACGUUAUUCUAAGAGUAUACAGAAAUUUUAAAACA
This is a messenger RNA of Capra hircus (goat), 2921 nucleotides long. It is a transcript of the gene MKKS, whose product is annotated as McKusick-Kaufman syndrome. Lineage: Eukaryota; Metazoa; Chordata; Mammalia; Artiodactyla; Bovidae. Gene Ontology annotation, cellular component: cytoplasm; kinociliary basal body; nucleus. The transcript is spliced from 7 exons. Gene Ontology annotation, biological process: cilium assembly; chaperone-mediated protein complex assembly; protein folding. Gene Ontology annotation, molecular function: ATP binding. The coding region runs from base 921 to 2633 and encodes 570 amino acids. The record is from RefSeq and is a predicted model, not a curated record.